Strongylocentrotus purpuratus (purple sea urchin) is the source of this 1509-nucleotide messenger RNA. RefSeq lists its product as uncharacterized. Gene Ontology annotation, cellular component: chromatin; nucleoplasm. The coding region runs from base 1 to 1509 and encodes 502 amino acids. The transcript has 2 exons. Gene Ontology annotation, molecular function: protein binding; ubiquitin-protein transferase activity. NCBI's taxonomy places the organism in Eukaryota, Metazoa, Echinodermata, Echinoidea, Camarodonta, Strongylocentrotidae. Gene Ontology annotation, biological process: positive regulation of DNA-templated transcription. The record is from RefSeq and is a predicted model, not a curated record.
AUGUGUAACACAUGCCUUGAGAUUCAUAACAAAUGGCCGCCUCAUGUCAAGCAUAGAGUUGUGAGAGUAGAAGACGUCAGAGAGGGAAGGGUGGUCAUUGAAAAAGAGAUUUACUGCCAGGAACACAAAGCAGAUGAACAAAAACACAUGUGUACUGAUGUGUGUAUAACAUGUAAGAAGUUCAUCUGCAUGAGAUGUAGAUGGCUGAGUCAUGAAAAUCAAGGCCACACAGUUCAGAAUACUGAGGAAUACAAUGCUUCUACCGAGAUACAAAUUGUAUCUUUACAAUCCCGAGUUGAGACGAAAGUUACAACCAUCAAAAAUCACGUGACCUGCAUUAAAAAUCAGAAGGAGCGUGUCACUGAUCACAUUGCCGGCAAAAAGGCUGAAAUCAACAAGAGUUAUCAAGAAUCACUCAAGAAAUUAGACGAGAGGAAAGCAGCAUUAGACAAGCAGUUGGACGCUCAGGAAGAGAAAUUAUGUAAAAGAUUGGAUGAGAUGCAAGAUGUGGAUGAGAGGUUGAUCGCAAGUAUUGAGAGUGCGAGUGUGUUAGCGGGUAAUAGCAUGAAUGCACCAUUAGAAGGUGAUAUCAUUGUUAUUCGUGAUACGUUGUCUGGUGCGCUGAAGAAUGUACUAGAUAGGGAUGAUCCAAAGGAGAAGCUUGCUACGGAUGUAGCUGAACAUGCAGAGCAACUGAUAUUCGCACCUAACAAUCAAUGGGAUCAGUUAAACAUUGGUCAGGUGAGGUUCGUGAAAUAUGAGUUGGAAUGUGAUGGAGAACUCUCUAAGAAAGGCCAAUUGAAUGGCAUGGCUGCUACACCCGAUGGAAGAAUGGCAGUGGGAUACAUCACAGGAGGAAUCGAUAUCUUUUCUACUGAUGGUCAGCUGCAGAAGACAGUCCUCAAGGAUGUCGGUAUCCGUAGAUUAGGAUUCCUGUCUGAUGGUCGGUAUGUCGUACUGAAUAGCAACAAUGACGUCACACUGUACACAGAAGAGUCAGAGAAGCUAGCUAUAACGUUUGAUACUCUGGGUAAAGAUGAAAGUAAUGUGAUUGGUAGUCUCACUGUAGACAGUAAUAAUCUGAUAUGUGUUGGCUACUUGGUUGCCAAGAUCCAGGUGUUCUCACCAGCUGGUGGGGAGGCGAUUAAGGAGAUACCAUGCAAUGGGUGUGUGGAGAUUACUAGUUAUAACGACUUAUUGAUCACUGAAAGUAGUUUCAAAGUAAGAAUAAUUGACAAAGAUGGCAAUGUAAAACACAAGGUAGAGAAAUUGAAUGUUUACCCAUCCGCUGCUGUGACUCACAGUAAUUCAAUCCUGAUCGCUUGGGUCAAUCAUGGCGAUGGGCUGGUUAGUAUCGAUGAGUACACCAGCGAGCUGAAACACGUCCAGACUAUCAUCUCUGAUCACAAGAUUGAGAAGCCUCAGAGAAACUGUUCCUUAGAAUCUGGUAUCUUCCCAGAAGCUGCUCACGAGGCUGUAGUUGUACCUAUUAUCAAGAAACUCAACUAA